AUGGUCCUUAAACUCCUAAUUUAAGAUAUCAUUUAUUUAUAUGUAUGAUAAUUUUAUCAUACAUUAGGCUUUUUUUGUUCAACCUUAUUGUGCAGAGUUCUUUUCUUAUUGCAAUUACAAUGGUGAAUCUUUUGUUAUUUGUAAUAAUAAUCCAGAUUUAUUAUAACGUGGAUGGACGAAAUCAGUCAAAUCCUUAAUGAAUUUCACUUAAAAGAAAUUA
Messenger RNA from Paramecium primaurelia, 220 nucleotides. The record is from the annotation of a GenBank genome assembly. NCBI's taxonomy places the organism in Eukaryota, Ciliophora, Oligohymenophorea, Peniculida, Parameciidae.